Messenger RNA from Astrephomene gubernaculifera, 1533 nucleotides. The record is from the annotation of a GenBank genome assembly. NCBI's taxonomy places the organism in Eukaryota, Viridiplantae, Chlorophyta, Chlorophyceae, Chlamydomonadales, Astrephomenaceae.
GUUUACAAUGGCGCCCGCCAAUGCGGCGGCGACGGCGGCAACAGCAGUUGCAGCCGCGGCCGGAGGGCCCUCUGCGGCGCCCGGAGGCGGAGGUGGACGGUUGUUGCCACUGCCGCGGCCCGGCGACUGGAUAAAGCUAAAGAACGUGACACCACGGUUCGUACGGGGCCAGCUUCAGCUGUCAUUCUGCGACAAGAGCCACAUUGUUGCUCGUGCGGAGAAGGACAGCACGAAAGACAGAAAGGCCUACGAGGCGCGGAUGACAGGGGGGCCACGUGGACCGCCAUGCCUCAACACCUUUGCGCCCACAGAUGAAGCGCAGCUGCUGGCACGCCCUUGCUACGAAUGGCAGGAGCUGCCUCUGCGCACACUGCGUCAGGUGUUGAUGCAGCAGGAUACCUGCGACUGCACCCCCGCCCGAGUCAUGGCGCGCGUGGUCGCGUUCAUGUCACCACAGCCGUCCUCGCCGCCUGCUGCCGGCGCAGAUGCCACCAGCCCGGGGCGUGCCGAAGCUCCCGCCUGUCCUCAGGCCGGAGGCAGCCGCAACAACCAGCCGCCUGCUUUUGGGCUAGUGCUCCAAGACGCGACGGCCUCCCUACGCGUAGAGCUGGCAGGCCUUUCCGCAGCCUUCUUCUGUGGCUUAUCGCAAGGCGGCUGCUCCAGCAGCAGUGGAGGUGGGGUGGUGACUCGCGCUCGGGCGGCCAAGGCGGCGCGGCAGAGCCAGCCGCCACCGGAGCCGCAGUCGCAGGUGGAGGAGUGCGAGGAGCAGCGGCUGCUCGCAGUGCUCCGGCGCCUGGCGGACCAGGGGCGCCCCGGCGGCAGCUGGAUCGAGUGCGUGCUGCGCCCCCUCUACGCCCGCCGCGACAACCCCUGGCAGACCACCCUGUACAGCCUGGAGCACACCGUGUUGCAGCAGCCGCUACCACCUCCCCGACUAGGCGGCCCUGCAGCCCCUGCUUGAUGCAGCUGCUUCAGGAGCUGCCCAUGCGGCGACCUGAACGCCUGGCCCCUAAGUGCACAGGGGCCUCGGCCCCAUGUCUUCAUGUGUCUUGGUGGAAGCACCGACCUAACGAUGCCUGCUGGUCCGUGUCCCUAGGUUCUACCCCUAGGGAGCUGCAGAGAAUGUUUGAUUGGCGCCCGCUAGAUUUGGUGGCAGGGAGUUGGGUUUGAGGUUCCCAUGCAUGCUGGUGUACAGCACUCGGGUACUUUCCGUGAUUAAAAUACAGGAGGAAAAGACACGUGUGCACCUGUGAUCAUGAAUGCUAAACAAUCAAUGGCAUCAACAACAAAUCCAAGAAAUCACCGAAGAUAUACAUGCACCUCAUACAAUCUUUUACUUGCGCCUGAACUGCCGACCUAGUUUGACAGCUAGACUAGGGUGCUGGUACUCUACCUUCCUACAACGGUCAUGUGCCUACGGCUGCGAAGGUUUGGCUACUCACGCCUAGAGCCUAUUGUCCAGAACCAAAACGAGUGCGAAACAUGAUCCAACAGGUAAUAACCGCGUCGUCGACAACUACCUCUGUCCAUCCC